UAGAGCUGAAGGGUGGUCAGAACGUAAUUAUGGAGCAGCUCAGACACAUAUUGGCCAUGUUGAAUCGUCCGCCAACGACAGCUUCAGCACCGGAGGCCCCAGCAGAUCCAUCUACCCCACCACCAGCUGCUUCACCCCCAGUAGAAGAGGAUGAGGUCUUCCCCGACGAUUACGAUCCUUAUGAGGGAGCUCCAGCGACUCCGAUCGAGGCACAACCUCUUAUCCAUGUACAUGACACCGAGUCGCAGGGUGAGAUUCUGUCCAUAGAGGCACAACCUGCAGUGGUUAAGAGUCGGAAGAGGAAGAGAAAGCCUCCUGUAUGGUUCGGUGACUAUACGGAGAUGAAGAGGAGACAUAGGCCAUCUUCGACUUUUGAUCCCCUGGAGCCACCGGAUGAGAAAUUGUUAACCACUUUCCGAAAGUGGUGUGUUGGACUCAUUCCGAACCACCGACUUCGGGAUUUGAGAAGUGGUGAUUACGGUCCAGGAUUCUUUUGGAUAAUGCUCACACCAAAGGAAUGGCUUACAGAUGACCAUAUAGAUGCAGCAAUGCAUAUGCUGAGGAGGCGACGCACCGACUAUCCACUGACAUUUCCUCAGAAGGGUAUCAUUCUCUCCACAUUCGUGACCGCCAUGAUCAGCAGUGCAUGGACGAGCCACAAGGGUCCGAGGAAAAACUUUAAAUGGGAGGAAUAUAUCCUGGACUACUGCACAGGGUUUCAUAAGUCCCAAGUCUUUGAGAGAUGGAGGGGUAACGAGUUUAUUUACUUCGUUCUGCACCUUCCCACGGCAAGACACUGGGUCACAGUUGAAGUGGACAUAGAGCUGUGGAAAAUUAAUGUCUACGAUCCGUGA
Messenger RNA from Cannabis sativa, 854 nucleotides. RefSeq lists its product as uncharacterized. Gene Ontology annotation, molecular function: cysteine-type peptidase activity. Gene Ontology annotation, biological process: proteolysis. The record is from RefSeq and is a predicted model, not a curated record. NCBI's taxonomy places the organism in Eukaryota, Viridiplantae, Streptophyta, Magnoliopsida, Rosales, Cannabaceae. Bases 30 to 854 code for a protein of 274 amino acids. The transcript is spliced from 3 exons.